Molecule: messenger RNA, 533 nt
Organism: Perkinsus marinus ATCC 50983
Lineage: Eukaryota; Perkinsozoa; Perkinsida; Perkinsidae
Exons: 2
Source: RefSeq, a predicted model, not a curated record
GAGUUUCAAGGGCGUUGGAUCAGUACACUAGGAUCAUCGACCUCUACAUCGCGUGUGAGGGCAUUCCUGAGAGGCUCGGCAACGACUGCAUUUUGCCUCGAUCGAAGCACCAGUGCUUUUUUGAAGGGGAGUCGAAGCUCAUUCCAGUCGAGGUGGUCGAUUUCUUCAAUGCUGUCAAUGACAAAACCAAGUGGGGUCUUAAAGGAGUUGAGGAGAGGGAGUUGUCGGACUACCUCUAUGACUUCACUAACGGCAACGGUGACGUGGCCUUUCCAGUAGUGGAGGCCUUCGAGAAGCAGCAUGGUUACGUCAGUCUGGACGUCUCCUCUCUGUUCCGUUUCUGGGCUGGCCUGACUCCCUACCAGAAAUCUUCUUAUCGCCUCAGAGGAUUGAGUCGGCUGCAGGCAUUAGAUGUCAUAACGAGGAUAGCGGAGCGGAGGAUUGUGGAAAGAAGGGAGGCUAUGGAACUGGAAAAACAGGCGGAGCGAAACCGUCUUGAGAGGUGUGGAGUUCCUGAGGUCUUUAUUCAAUGA